AUGUAUAAUAUUACAGUUUCUGAAUUUAAUGACAUGAUAUCAGAAACUCUUAUACCGAACAUUGUUAUACUUGUGAUUUACAUCGUACUCGGAACAUGCGGAAAUGUUUUUGUUUUGUUGGUUUAUUCUUUUCAAAUGAAAGAACCAUCAGAUGAAAGAUAUUUUAUACCGAUUUUAGCUGCAUUUGACUUAAUAGCAACGAUCUACUGUGGAAUUUAUAUGAUAUAUCAAUGUCUUAACCAAGUCACAUUUACACACAACAUUUUGUGUAAAACGACACAAUUCUUUAUUGGACUAACAACAUUUAUUCCAAUAUUUUUAUUACUAAUAAUUGCAGUUCAGAGAUAUAUGAAAGUGUGUAUGCCCCUGAAACCAGCAAUAUCGCUCAAUGUCAAAAGAACUGCAUUGAUAUUAACAAUAGUCAUUUCAUCGUUAUGUGCACUACCUUUAUCGUAUGUUUACGGCUCUGUUCCAUUCCAUAGCAUCACUCAUGGCACUAUUGGCCAACGUUGUGGCAAAGUAAAAGAAGGUUACAUGCUAGCAAGGACAAUCUAUGCCAUCGUGAUAGGUGUUAUUGUUGUUGCUUUAAUAACAACACUUAUUGUCCUAUACUCUUUAAUUGGAUGUGCAGUAUUUCGUCAAUUAAAGUUGAACAAACGUAGAAGUAGUAGAGUAGAAUUCAGAAAUUCGAUGACAAAAACUGAUGGAGAUGGAGCUUCUGUAACCGAAACUAGUGGUGUUUCACAUAAUAACAUCAUUUCUGAUCUAGAUUUCAAAAUAUCAAUUUCAAGUAAAAAACAGCGGCUGGAAAACAAUCACCAAACAUCUCUGUCUCAACUUCUUGGAUCCAAAAGAAGACAGAAGAAUAACCGUCGAAUAACUUACAAACUAACGAUUAUGUUUUUUGUUAUAACUUUGGUUUUUAUAUUAAGUUAUUUGUCGAAAGUGAUGUUGCUUAUUGUUGAAGGCCUAAACAAAGACUUUUGGGAAAAAGUGUCAAACACAGAAAGACCUGGAUUGAUGUUUAUAUAUCAUAUCUUUAUUAUUAAUAAUAUCGUGAACCCUUUUAUAUACGCUUUCAUGGAUAUCAAGUUUCGUGAAGAAGCGAUAGUUCUCUUAAGUCGUGUUUUUUGA
Mytilus trossulus (common blue mussel) is the source of this 1134-nucleotide messenger RNA. Its product is annotated as cholecystokinin receptor-like. The record is from RefSeq and is a predicted model, not a curated record. Gene Ontology annotation, molecular function: neuropeptide receptor activity. NCBI's taxonomy places the organism in Eukaryota, Metazoa, Mollusca, Bivalvia, Mytilida, Mytilidae. Gene Ontology annotation, biological process: neuropeptide signaling pathway. The coding region runs from base 1 to 1134 and encodes 377 amino acids. The transcript has a single exon. Gene Ontology annotation, cellular component: plasma membrane.